AUGAAAGAGUCCACCGAAGGACACGCCGUGUUAGAGGACGUGGAGGAGGAUGCGUUCAUCGGUUUCUGCGAAUUCGCCUAUCUUGGGGCAUACAAGACCCCGCAACGCAGUGAGGAGACAUAUGACACGAACCUGGGAAACUCUACCGAAAGAGAGAGCGAUCUGGCCGAGGAACGUCGUCUACAACCCGACCCUGAACCCGAGCUCGAACCCGAGCUCGAACCCGAGCCUGAGCCUGAUGAUGUGCCAGCACAAGAAUGGGAUCCAAUGGACGGACCUGCACCAAAUGGACGUGUCCCUAUGAAUAAUUGGGACAUGUAUACAACCAGGAAAGAUUGGAUCAGCUUCCGAAGAAAGCUUGCCUACGGUAUUCCACUUCCAGAAGAGAAGGAGUCCGCGAAACACGUUACUUACGUUCAGUAUCCGUACGAUGGACUGUGGGAGCAGUUCAGAGAGCUGCGUUUUACUGGUACGGAGGCCUCACAAUCUACUAUUCCUGACCUUGUGUUCCAUGGGAAGCUUUACGUUUUCGCAACCCGUUAUCUCGUCGACUCGUUGCGGACUCAGUGCCUCAAGUCACUACACCGUGACCUCUGCAAAUUUUCACUGAAUAAGCGAAAUACCAAUCAUGUAUUUGAUUUAAUUGAGUACGCAUACCAGGAAUCCGGGAGAGGAGAGCCUGAAGGAGAGAGCACUCUAAGAAAUUUGGUGAUACAUUACGCUGCCUGUGAAGCUCGGACUCUGGCUGAGGAUCCUCGUCUUCGCGAUCUUUUGAAUCAAUUUUCUGAAAUGGGGUCUGAUAUGGUCACGAAACUUGUUAAUUAG
Messenger RNA from Penicillium alfredii, 825 nucleotides. RefSeq lists its product as uncharacterized. Bases 1 to 825 code for a protein of 274 amino acids. The record is from RefSeq and is a predicted model, not a curated record. The transcript has a single exon. Lineage: Eukaryota; Fungi; Ascomycota; Eurotiomycetes; Eurotiales; Aspergillaceae.